UUCAUUCUAUAGGUUUUGUUUACAGCACUCGGGUGAAAAAAUGGCGCCCAAGGGAAAGAAAACCAAUAGCCCUACUAGCGACAGCGACGAGGACGAAACCUUCUAUUACCGGUAUCCCUCCGCCCCCUCUUCUGACCCGUCGCUGCCGUCGUCUUCACAGUCGCACUUCUCAUCGCAAUCGCACUCAUCGCACACUCACACUCACACUCUUCCACUAAGUCUGGCGGUGGUUCUGGAGAUCGCUCGUGUUACGGUGUUGAAAGAUCGACAGACUCGCAAGUCUCGCGGCGUUGCCUUCGUCCAGUUUAUUUCUCAGGACGACGCGGUGAAGGCCGCGAAACAGAUGCACGGGAAGAUUUUGAAUGGCCGUGUUCUUAAGGCUGCUAUAGCGACUGAUAAUGGUCGUGCCGCUGAGUUUAUAAGGAAGAGGGUUUAUAAGGAUAAGAGUAGGUGCUACGAGUGCGGCGCAAUUGAUGGGCAUUUGUCUUAUGAAUGCCCUAAAAAUCAAUUGGGGCCAAGGGAGCGACCAGAACCGAAGCGGGUAAGAAGGGGUGGAGUUGGUGCUAGGCACGAGGAGGAUUGGGGAUCGGAUGUUGGAGAAGGGUUUGAGGAUGACAAUUGGGCCUCGGUGGUGGACGGAGAUGCAGACCAGAGACUCCUGACUGGCGGUGAGAACAUUGUAGAGAAGAAAAAAGAGAAGAAAGCAAGUUAUUUCAGUGACGAGAGCGACGAAGAUGAUUAACUGAGCCUGUCUCUUUGGGAAGAGUUUGUAAAAGGCUACAUUAAGAUAUAUCAAGGUUGGAGACCAAAGUUGAGAGGCUAAAGUCGGUAGUACAAGUUAAAGAUAGGGAGAUUGCAACAGUUACAC
Messenger RNA from Cucumis sativus (cucumber), 868 nucleotides. Its product is annotated as U11/U12 small nuclear ribonucleoprotein 31 kDa protein-like. The transcript is spliced from 3 exons. Bases 41 to 742 code for a protein of 233 amino acids. Gene Ontology annotation, cellular component: U12-type spliceosomal complex. Gene Ontology annotation, biological process: mRNA splicing, via spliceosome. The record is from RefSeq and is a predicted model, not a curated record. Gene Ontology annotation, molecular function: RNA binding. Lineage: Eukaryota; Viridiplantae; Streptophyta; Magnoliopsida; Cucurbitales; Cucurbitaceae.